AGUUGCCCUGGGCGCCUACUGAAGCCACUGGGUGUGUGUGUGUCUGCGCGUGCUUGCGUGUGAGCGUGCGUGUGUGUGCGUGUGUGCACGCGCAUGUGGAAAGAUCGGGCGGGUGGUCAGUCAGUGAGAGGGGGGAGGGUUCGAGUAGGAGGGGAUGAAAGGGGCCAGGUGAGGAGGAGACGCAGCAGUAUCUCCCUUCUCUUCCACCCCUCCAUCCCUCCUUCAAAGCACAUCCAUCCACCAUCCACAUUGCCUGAAUGUCUCGCGCAUGCAUGGAGGUGUAUGUAUGACUAUGUUGGCUUUGCGCGCGCCUGAGUGUGUGUGCGUGCGUGUGUUUGAGAGAGUCACCGAAACAGGUCAGCGUUCUUCCAGCAGACUGUGAACCUGCGCAGGAGUGAGCAGCGCUUUCCCGACGGAGAUUUUCCCAGCUACAGAGUACAGUGGAGGGUCUCAGCGGCUCCAUCUUCAAGGGUGCGGGGGCUCCUGUGACCCGCUUGAGAUCUAGACUCAAUCGAGGAUCAACCUCCUGAGCUUCUCUGUGGCACGCUCCGGCGGUGGAGGAUGGGUGAUGGGCCCGUAAUACUCAACGGACUCUUUCCUCCACAUUCCACCCUCUCAUGGAGCACCUCGUCACACCGAGUCCCUCCCGGAAUGCUUCUCUCCUGCGACUCCCCCCGUUUCACCUCUCGCGACAAGCAAACGCUUCCAACGUGAGCCGGGACGGAAUAGACGUGAAUCAGUCCGUGGCUCUGUUUGCCAUGCUCAUCAUGGACGUCCUGACCGUGGUGGGGAACCUUGCCGUGAUGAUUGUCAUCAGCAAAACGCCGCAUCUGCGCAAGUUUGCCUUUGUGUUCCACCUGUGCUUGGUGGACCUGCUGGCGGCGCUGGUGUUGAUGCCUCUCGGGAUGGUGCCCGAUCGGGUGUUGGCCGACGAGGCCCUGUGCCGAAGUUACCUGUGUUUGAGCGUUUGCCUGGUGAGCGCGGCCAUCCUCACCAUCUGCGCCAUCAACGUGGAGCGCUACUAUUACAUUGUGCAUCCCAUGCGCCACGAGGUGAAGAUGACGGUCGGGGUGGUGGUGGCGGUGCUGGUGGGGGUCUGGAUUAAAGCCGUCGCCGUGUCAACGUUGCCUUUCCUGGGGUGGCUGCUUCAAGGUAACCGGGCGGCGGCGUGGAGUCCGCCGCUCAUCCCCGCUCGGACGCACUGCUCCCUCCACUGGGCGGGAGGCGGGACCACACGUCUGAUCUUCAUGGUCUUCUUCACGUUCAUCUAUUUCCUGUGUCCCGUGUUGAUUAUUCUGGUGGUGUACUGCAACAUGUUCAAGGUGGCCCGAGUGGCGGCCAUGCAUCACGGCCCGCUGCCUACUUGGAUGGAGGCGCCGCGGCAACGCUCGGAAUCUACCGGCAGCCGCUCUACCGUGGCCGCCAGCCUUGGUGGGACGGAUUCCCGCAACACUCCCCAAAGGACCUUUGGAGGUGGGAAGGCCGCGGCGGUUCUGGUAGCGGUGGGAGGCCAGUUCCUCUGCUGCUGGCUGCCGUACUUUUCUUUCCAUCUCUAUUCGGCCGUGGCGUCUUCCUCGCCCGCCUCCCUCGGCCAGCUGGAGGAUGUGGUCACGUGGAUCGGCUAUUUCUGCUUCACCUCCAACCCUUUCUUCUACGGCUGCCUCAAUCGGCAGAUUCGGGAGGAGCUCGGCCGCCACCUGGCUUGCCUUUUCAAGUGGGCCGGAUCCGGUCAGGGGGAGCAGCUGCCCAGCCGCGAGGCCUCCAUCGAGGAGAACUUCAUGCAGUUCCUUCAGGGCACGGCGUGCAAUUUGGAGCCGUGCAACUCGCACAGCCGUGCGAGUCAAGAGGAGACGGAACACGAAGGCCUUCGGGAAUCAUCUGCUCCGCACAACGUGCCAGCUGACUUCCACAUCCCAGGGCAGAUUCUUGAAGAAACCUCAGAGUUUGUACAACGUCAAAAACUCAACAAUCAACUGGGAAAUGCCAAAAACAAUACCGGCGAUGUAACCCCCUCGCCCAUCGUAUAUAAUAAUCGAGUUCAGGACUUCAUUUCAUGAAAA
This is a messenger RNA of Hippocampus zosterae (dwarf seahorse), 2060 nucleotides long. It is a transcript of the gene gpr61, whose product is annotated as G protein-coupled receptor 61. Gene Ontology annotation, molecular function: G protein-coupled receptor activity. Gene Ontology annotation, biological process: G protein-coupled receptor signaling pathway. The transcript has 2 exons. The record is from RefSeq and is a predicted model, not a curated record. NCBI's taxonomy places the organism in Eukaryota, Metazoa, Chordata, Actinopteri, Syngnathiformes, Syngnathidae. Bases 618 to 2057 code for a protein of 479 amino acids. Gene Ontology annotation, cellular component: signaling receptor complex; plasma membrane; endosome.